Anolis sagrei ordinatus is the source of this 778-nucleotide messenger RNA. Its product is annotated as scale keratin-like. Gene Ontology annotation, cellular component: intermediate filament. Gene Ontology annotation, molecular function: structural constituent of cytoskeleton. The record is from RefSeq and is a predicted model, not a curated record. Lineage: Eukaryota; Metazoa; Chordata; Lepidosauria; Squamata; Anolidae.
GAGGCUUAAUUAUGCCCCUGGCUACGAGAUGAAGAGUAUAAAAAGGUAAUCCACCUGUUUUCCUCCAAGCGCAUCAUAUCUUUCCUGCUUUUUCAAGAACCAGACUAUCCUCCAAGCCUCCAAAGAUGUCUGAGGGUGGAAGAAACCAAUGCUACGCCAGCUGCCCGGCCUCCACGGUGACCAUCCAGCCACCUCCAUUCGUCCUGAACAUCCCCGGCCCUGCCCUCUACUGCCCCGACCAACCUUUCCGCAUUGAGCAGCAGAACCCUUGUGCCGGAAGUGGUUAUGGUGGUGGCAACCCUGCCUUGUAUGCUAGCGGUGGCACCAACUUCUCCAACUUCUACUCCCGGGCUCUGCCAAGCAGCAACUACUGCUACAGCACUUACCGAUACUAAACCCAAAGAGAUCUGAGAAGAAGAAGGGGAAGGAUAAUGCAGGCACCAAAGAGAAGAUCUGAAUCCAUCACUUGAACUGUCCUUACAAAUGUAGAAGACCUGAAAUCAUACUUGAUAUGAGUUGUAGCCCUGCUAAUAUUGUUGUUUAGGCCCUCCGUGCAUGUUUUCCCUUAUGUUUGUCACGCAUGAUGUCUAUUUUCUGAAUUUCAGUGUAAUGUUGGUUCUAGCUAUUACACAGGGAUGGGGCUGGUUAGUUUGAAAAUCCUUAUAGGUUGCUUGCGUUUCACACAAAAGUAAAAGCUUAUGAUAGAUGAAUAUAUUCAACCCAAUCUAAGAGUUUGAGAUGGUGUUUGUGUUGGAUCUCUUUCAUCUAUAACAGUAGU